UGAAUCCACCACCCGUUUGCAAUCUCUCUUUCUUCCAUUCCUUCUAAGUUACUUCCUAAACACUUUGUAUAUAUAUAUACAUAUACACGAUUACAGUUGACAUAUACUCCUUUGAUCUAAUUUUAAGCAAUAAGAUCCUACCUUCCAACAAACGAAUCAAUACAGAUGGGUAAUGGAGAUCUGGAGAGCUGGGGAAGUACAAAGAACAGAGGUGCACCACCACCGGCACCACCGCCGGCAUCUUCUACAUAUCACACUGAAUCAUCGGACAAACAAUGGACUUCAUGGCUCGUUCCUAUGAUUGUUGUUGCAAAUGUGGCUAUGUUUCUUGUCGUCAUGAUUGUUAAUGAUUGUCCCAAGAACCACAAUUCGAGUCUUGAGGGGGAUUGUGUUGCUAAAUUUCUUGGUAGACUAUCUUUUCAGCCUCUUAAAGAGAACCCGCUUUUCGGUCCUUCUUCUUCCACAUUGGAAAAGUUGGGAGCUCUAGAGCGGAGUAAGGUGGUGAAUGGACAUGAAGCAUGGAGACUCAUCUCUUGUAUUUGGUUGCAUGCGGGAGUCGUUCAUCUACUUGCAAACAUGAUAAGCUUGGUUUUCAUCGGGAUUCGCCUCGAACAACAAUUUGGUUUCGUUCGAGUUGGUAUACUCUACAUGUUGGCCGGGAUCGGUGGGAGCACACUAUCUGCACUUUUCAUAACAAGCAACAUCUCCGUUGGGGCUUCCGGUGCUCUAUUUGGACUUCUUGGAGCAAUGUUGUCCGAGCUUCUUACCAAUUGGACUAUUUAUGCUAAUAAGGCGGCGGCUUUGUUUACACUUGUGAUCAUAAUCUUGGUGAAUUUAGCAGUUGGAAUGCUUCCUCAUGUUGACAACUUUGCACAUAUUGGGGGUUUUUUAACGGGAUUCCUCCUUGGAUUUGUACUUCUUAUGAGACCCCAAUUUUCAUGGCAAGAACGCCGCCGUCUUCCUGCUGAUGCUCGUGGCAAGUCCAAGUACACCGUCUAUCAAUAUGUCUUUUGGAUUAUAUCCGCGAUUUUAUUGAUUGUUGGAUUUACGGUGGGACUUGUGAUGCUUUUCAAGGGAGAAAAUGGGAAUGAUCACUGUAGCUGGUGCCAUUACCUGAGCUGUGUUCCUACUUCCAAAUGGCGAUGUGAUAACCGGUGAAGACAGACGUGAUAUGGUUUUAUGAUUGCUUAGUAUUUGGUUGAUGUUAAUAUGAUGAAGACUUUGGUUCAAUAUUUCUUAAUUCUUGUUUUCUGUUGUGUAAAUUUUUGUAUUUUUGAUACGUAGUUACUGGUUAGGAUACGAUAUAUGGUUGUACAUCACUUGUAAUGAAAACUGAUUUAAGGAAUUCUAAUAUUAAAAUACAAAUUCAUAUAA
This is a messenger RNA of Lactuca sativa (garden lettuce), 1374 nucleotides long. Its product is annotated as RHOMBOID-like protein 2. Gene Ontology annotation, cellular component: membrane. Gene Ontology annotation, biological process: proteolysis. NCBI's taxonomy places the organism in Eukaryota, Viridiplantae, Streptophyta, Magnoliopsida, Asterales, Asteraceae. The record is from RefSeq and is a predicted model, not a curated record. Gene Ontology annotation, molecular function: serine-type endopeptidase activity.